CGAUUUCAAACGGUGUUAAAGAAUUGGAGUACGUUUCAAAGUUUCUAGACUACACACUUGGCUUCCUUAAGAAAGUAAUAUCACACCGCUCAGGAUAUUUGGGUCGGAACCGUUUCAAGUGCUUGGUAUCCACAUCAAAACCUGUCGCGAAGUCUCGUCGUGGAAACCAUAGCAACGCUUCUAACGGUUCUUCGACAAAGCCUGCUUUCUCGUCCCAAAAGGAGCUGUCUGGUCAUUCCUCUUGUCAACUCCUGGCGUUCCAGACCCCAAAGAAGACAAGUUCUUGUAUGCGAUUCAUUGGCGGGAGAUUUGAAGAACAGUUGAAAUGGCCGUAGUCACCACCCAACCCUUUGCCAUGGCGGGCAAUCAAAUCUUCCCGAUGGGACAACAAAAGCGGCCAUGGAGUCAGGGUCUUUGCGAAUGUUACAAGAAACCCCUCAUUUGUCUUUGUGGGCUCUGUUUGGGCCCCUGUUUAUUCUGCACGACUGUGGAUAAACUCGGAGAGAACGGGUUCAAAUACUUUUGCCUGUCUUAUUGCUGCGGUUGUCCCAUGGGCGUGGCGGCUCGAUCCUUGGCUCGUGAUAAGUAUAACAUAAUGGAUACCUAUUCUAAUGACGCGAUCAAUGCCACGUGUUGCGCACCGUGCAGCGUUUGCCAGAUUGCGUCCGAGAUUGAGAACAACAACUAUUGACACGGGUUGGAUGAAGAAUGCCAAUUAAUGUGAUAUGAUUGACCCUCUCUGUUUCCGAAUCAAAAAUCUUGACAGCCAUGUAUUUUUCUUUGAUCUGCGAUGUCUGAAAAUAAACAUACUUUUAAAGGGUG
Molecule: messenger RNA, 822 nt
Organism: Tigriopus californicus
Lineage: Eukaryota; Metazoa; Arthropoda; Copepoda; Harpacticoida; Harpacticidae
Product: placenta-specific gene 8 protein-like
Exons: 3
Coding region: 326-691 (121 amino acids)
Source: RefSeq, a predicted model, not a curated record